Molecule: messenger RNA, 781 nt
Organism: Panicum hallii
Lineage: Eukaryota; Viridiplantae; Streptophyta; Magnoliopsida; Poales; Poaceae
Product: NADH dehydrogenase [ubiquinone] 1 beta subcomplex subunit 10-B-like
Exons: 3
Coding region: 99-413 (104 amino acids)
Source: RefSeq, a predicted model, not a curated record
CCCAUUCAGCUUCGUCUACCCCCCGCGAUCGAGACGAGAACACCAAUCCCAUUCCCCACCCAAGCGGAGCGAGCGGGCGGCGGCGGCGAGCGGAGAAGAUGGUGCGGAAGGCGAAGGUUGAGUUCGACGAGCAGCCGCCGGACAACUUCGACCCGAAGAACCCGUAUGGGGACCCGGUGGCGAUGCUCGAGUACCGGGAGCACCUGGUGCGGGAGAAGUGGAUCCAGAUCGAGACCGCCAAGAUCAUCCGGGAGCGCCUCCGCUGGUGCUACCGGAUCGAGGGCGUCAACCACCACCAGAAGUGCCGCCACCUCGUCGACCAGUACCUCGAGGCCACCCGCGGCGUUGGCUGGGGCAAGGACGCCCGCCCGCCCGAGUUCCAUGAGCCCAAGAAGGUCGUCGAGGCGGAGUAGCGGCUCUGCUGCUGCGGCUUCGCGUGCUGCUGUUCCUGGAUUGUAGAGGUGAUCUGAUCCUUCCGUUGAAUUGAAACGAGUAACGUGGAACUGCUGCAGUUUGUUUACAUCUGAAGCUGCUGAUAGACUUCGAAUAAUGUUGUCAAAGAACAUUCUUGUGCCUGUACCUUUUCCUGGCCUGUUGUGGAAUUGAGCAAAUCGUUGCUUGAACCUUCGUGCCUUGUUUCUCAAUUCCUAAUUUUAAGUUUAUACAAACCGUGCAUUCUUUUGGUUUUACUUUCCACUUUUUAUUGCAUCAUUGAUCUGCAACAAUGUGAAAGGCGAUUGUUGAUUACCAGUAUAUUUAUUGAUCGAUGCUGAGCAUGAAA